This is a messenger RNA of Manduca sexta (tobacco hornworm), 565 nucleotides long. RefSeq names its product thyrostimulin beta-5 subunit-like. The record is from RefSeq and is a predicted model, not a curated record. Bases 1 to 453 code for a protein of 150 amino acids. Gene Ontology annotation, biological process: G protein-coupled receptor signaling pathway. NCBI's taxonomy places the organism in Eukaryota, Metazoa, Arthropoda, Insecta, Lepidoptera, Sphingidae. The transcript has 3 exons. Gene Ontology annotation, molecular function: hormone activity. Gene Ontology annotation, cellular component: extracellular region; cytoplasm.
AUGGGGCCGUUAUUCACAUCAUCAUGGUUACUUCUGGUGGUAUGCCUGGCCCUGGAGGUCCAUUCGGGUGGUCUUUCACCAUGCUCCCGCCGCAUCUACUUGGCGAAGGCUGAGCAAGCUGACGAAAUGGGGCGCCGAUGUUGGGACACUGUUAAAGUGCCGGCUUGUGGAGGGAGAUGCGACUCUAGAGAGAUUUCAGAUUGGGAGUUCCCAUUCAAAAAAUCCUAUCAUCCAGUCUGCGUGUACGGCUCCAGGAAGUCUCUAGUGGUUUAUCUUCGCAACUGUGAUCCUGGUGUGACUUCUGGUACAGAUGUCUUUCACUUCGUAGCAGCAGAAAACUGUCGCUGUAAGGUAUGCUCCUCCCAAUACACAAGCUGCGAGUGGCUUCCACCAAAUGCAACGGUACUUACCGGAAUCGCUGACGACUACGACUAUGAAGAACUUGAUUAUUAAUUUAUUUACGAUAUCUAGCUACAAUAGCUAUCGAGAUAUUUUAAUAAUAUUUGUAAUUAAAAAUGAUAUUUAUUAAAUAUUGCUAGUAUUACUUCUGAAAUUAACACUCUAA